Molecule: messenger RNA, 1776 nt
Organism: Truncatella angustata
Lineage: Eukaryota; Fungi; Ascomycota; Sordariomycetes; Amphisphaeriales; Sporocadaceae
Product: platelet-activating factor acetylhydrolase
Exons: 1
Coding region: 1-1776 (591 amino acids)
Molecular function (GO): 1-alkyl-2-acetylglycerophosphocholine esterase activity
Source: RefSeq, a predicted model, not a curated record
AUGACCACGCCGGAGAUGGAGGAGGGGAAACAGAACAAGGGCAAACAGAUUCGCAUCACUGCGCCGGCACCGCCGCGGACCAUUCGAGAACGAAUGUUUCAUGCUUUGCCUGCGUACUCCGGCCCGUACAGUGUAGGGACUAUGGAGAUUGAGCUCCCAGCCCGCGAGCCAAAGACGUUUUCGCAUUUCAAGAGAGAGGGCGUGCAUGCUCUACGUAUGGACACGGUACUUCUUUCGAUCUACUACCCAUGCGACAUCAGCUCCUCCGCAAAAUCUGGACACAAGCCGUCGAGGGCGACCUGGUUACCUAGACCACGGGUUCCCACAUGUCGCGGCUAUGCCAAGUUUCUGAACAUACCUCACAUGCCCGUUACAGCCUACAUUGCUGCUACUACAAUGUGGACCAAGGUACCUGCACUUCGAAAUGCCAAGCUUGCCGGAUGCCGGCCUGGAGAAGAGCUCAGUGACGUCGGCGGUCAUGAUCUCGAGACAUCUGGAGGAGACGCCAUGAAUAAGCCAAAGUUCCCCGUGAUUAUAUUCAGCCACGGUCUUGGAGGUUCCCGAAUGUGUUAUAGCUCUAUCUGUGGGGAGCUGGCAAGCAAUGGUUUUAUUGUGGUAGCUGUCGAGCACCGAGAUGGAAGCGGUGCAAGGAGCUACGUGAACAUUCCGCCAAGCGGCAACUUGGCAGAUUGGAAGAUCUUGGACAAUACGAAAUCAAAAAACUCAUAUGUGGUCGACUAUAUAUGGCCCAAGGACAACGCGCAAGAUACUUCCCCACACAACCAACGAGGUGUUGAUCAUGAUCUCCGUGAUGCUCAAAUUGAAAUGAGAAUGGCGGAAAUAGCUGAAGCCUACUAUGCCAUGGAGCUCAUCAAUAGCAACAAGGGCGACUUAGUACUCAAAAGCAAUCUGCGAAAGAAGGGUAAUGUCGGCUCGAGUUCUAAAGGCCUGGAGAAUGUCGACUGGGCAGAUUGGGUUGGUCGGAUGCAUCUACACGACGUAACCAUAAUGGGACAUUCGUUCGGAGGAGCUACAUGCGUUCAGCUUGCUCGUGAAGAGGACCGAUUCCCUUGGGUUGGCCAGAGUAUUCUGCUCGAUGCCUGGGGUCCUGCAGUCCCAAUCGCUGAAGGUGCUCAAAGGCCGGUCACGAAGCCGCUUUUGACUAUCGGAUCUGAGGCAUUUAUGCAUUGGUCAGAAAACUUCGAAUCGGUAUUGAAUAUCUGUAAGGAAACCAGGGACGCCGGUGUACCCUGCUGGAUGAUGACUGUCAAGGGCUCGACCCAUCUAUCGCAGACCGACUUCGCCGUCUUGUAUUCUCGAUGGAUGUCGUGGUUCGCAAAGAAUGUGAUAAAUCCAAGGCGCGCGGUCUUGCUGACUACAAACUCCUCUUUGGAGUUCCUGAAGAAAGUACUGCCUUCGGAGCAAACAUCCGGCAGCUCCUGGGUCGAUGAAGGCAUACUGGAAACUAAGUCACUUUCUCUCACUGAUUCCUUACCAAGCGAUAACAAGCCGGCGGAGAAAUGGAUGGCAGCACGUCUUCGGAUUCCAAACGAAUUUCGACUCCGAAUUAUGAGCUGGUUUCGCAGGACACCAAAAACAAAAGUGCCGACUGACGCUUCCGGAAAGCCGCUCACCGGCUUAGUAACGCACCCUUUGGGCGAUGAGGUCUGGAUGCACGUAAACCCGAGUGGCGAGGCUAUUGCUUGUCCGCAAAGUCGACCUGGAUGGAACUCACGACAGAACUGUACGUACUCGUCGCAGUGCGUCGUUGCGUAG